Molecule: messenger RNA, 4147 nt
Organism: Lates calcarifer (barramundi perch)
Lineage: Eukaryota; Metazoa; Chordata; Actinopteri; Centropomidae
Gene: kcna10a
Product: potassium voltage-gated channel, shaker-related subfamily, member 10a
Exons: 2
Coding region: 472-2217 (581 amino acids)
Biological process (GO): protein homooligomerization; potassium ion transmembrane transport
Cellular component (GO): membrane; voltage-gated potassium channel complex
Molecular function (GO): delayed rectifier potassium channel activity; protein binding
Source: RefSeq, a predicted model, not a curated record
AUAAAGAGACACAGCUUUGGGUUGGAGGACGAAGAAAAACAGGGAUUUUAAAAGCGGGGAAUUGGCCAAAUUAAACGUAAUCAUGUUGUUGUUAUAUCACUCUCACAUCUGGCCCCAGGGCGAUUGGCCGGGGCACCUCCGCCGCGCCUGCUGUUGGAGCGGUCAGCCCGGGGACGCGGUCAGUCGAUCCAGUGCACACUAACCAUGCCUCCGGCACGGCCCGGAGCGCUAAACUUUCACCGAGAACGCCCGGACGUCUUUUAUAGGAUCGUGGCGGCACCGAAGGUGUUAGAGGGGAAAACAGAUAAAGGAGGCUGUUAGUUUGUCCUGUUACUAGUGCUGCUGAAGAUUUGGAUACUCUGGUGCUCUGCUGCAGAAUCCGGUGACUGAGCCUCCCAUCUCCAUCUGUGCGUGUGUGUGAGAUUGUCGUAUCCUGGGGUCCCAAGGCCUUGCACUGGCUGAACUGCAGCCAUGGAGGUGGCCCUGGUAGACUUUGAGAGCCUGGAUGAACUUGACGGCAGCCUUGAGGAUGAGGUGGACACCUAUGCUGAUGAGACCACAGCUCUCACGGUGGACCUGCCCCCAGAGCACAACAGCCCAUCCAGCAACUACCUCCUGCGAGCCCCUCAACUCUCCUCUCCACCCUCCCACCACAGUCCCGUGCCCUCCUGCAUUUGGGAAUCAACUUCAUCUUCACCCAUUCCGCAGACACAGACACUGGGAGUACCCCAGUCCCCAACGAUGCCAACUCCAAGCAGGCAGGGGCGCAGUAGCUGUGCCAGCAUGAUCUCCAACUGGAAACUGCUACUAAACAGUGAGGGCACUAAGGAGAGUGAGACAAUCUUCAGCCGGCUUGCUAAGGAGUGCUGCGAGGAUCUGUUUGUAGAUAAACGAGGGCUGGAUGAUGGCGACCAGAAGGUCAUCAUCAACAUUGCUGGUCUUCGUUUUGAGACACAGCUCAAAACGCUGGACCAGUUUCCUGAGACACUGCUAGGAGACCCUUUGAAGAGGAUGGACUACUUUGAUCCAAUGAGGAACGAGUACUUCUUCGAUCGCAACCGACCCAGCUUUGAUGGGAUCUUGUAUUACUACCAGUCAGGGGGUAAGAUCAGACGACCAGCUAAUGUUCCCCUUGAUGUGUUUGCAGAUGAAAUUGUGUUCUAUGAGCUUGGAAACGAGGCCAUGGAGCAGUUCAGAGAAGAUGAAGGAUUUAUAAAGGAUGUUGAGAUCCCUCUGCCUAAUAAUGACAUGUACAGGCAAUUCUGGCUGCUGUUUGAGUACCCAGAGAGCUCCAAUGCAGCCCGGGGUGUAGCACUGGUGUCUGUUUUUGUUAUUGUCAUAUCCAUCAUUAUAUUCUGCAUGGAAACUCUUCCAGAAUUCAGAGAUGACUCUGACCCAAUCGUGCCCACAGCUAUACAACCUUUCAACCAGUCCAGAGGUUACACUUCUGUGGCUCCACCUGGUGUAAAGCCCACGACUUUCUCUGAUCCCUUCUUCAUCACAGAGACAGCCUGCAUUGCUUGGUUCUUCUUUGAGCUGUGUGUGCGAUUUUUGGUCUGUCCCAGCAAAAAGGAAUUUUUCCACAACCUCAUGAACAUCAUUGACAUUAUAUCCAUCAUCCCCUAUUUUGUUACUGUGGUUACAGAAUUGGUCACAACGCCAGAGGAGAGCUCAGGACAGAACAUGUCUCUGGCCAUUCUGCGUAUCAUCCGCCUUGUCAGGGUGUUUCGUAUAUUCAAACUCUCACGUCACUCCAAGGGGCUGCAGAUCCUAGGACAGACUCUGAAGGCCAGCAUGCGCGAACUUGGCUUGCUCAUCUUCUUUCUCUUCAUUGGCGUCAUUCUCUUCUCCAGUGCUAUCUACUUUGCCGAGGUAGACGAGCCUAACACACAGUUUGUCAGCAUACCCGAUGGCUUCUGGUGGGCUGUGGUUACCAUGACCACUGUAGGGUAUGGGGACAUGUGUCCCAUUACCAUGGGGGGUAAGAUGGUUGGCACCUUGUGUGCAAUUGCAGGUGUGCUGACCAUUGCUCUGCCUGUUCCUGUUAUUGUUUCCAACUUCAACUACUUCUACCAUAGAGAGACUGAAGCAGAGGACAAGUUGCCCUUGGCAGAUGCUGUUGAGCAAGCCAUGAAGGCUGAGACAGGCACCAAACAGGGUAGCAGCAUGUCACUCAAUAAAGCCAAUGGCAUCUGGCAGAGUGACAAAAUGAAAUAACUGUAGAAGGACAAUAUUAAGGAGAUGGAGAGACUUUGCCACAAAGCAGAAGAGAAAUAUUAAAGAAGAUAAUAUGGAGGAAAUUAACUGUUACGAUUUCUCUCAAAGAAUGGUCAAAUGAGAUAUCUUGUUUGUACCCACUGAAAGAUAUGUUUUAGAAUGAUAUACAGGACAUACCGUACUUACCUCUUUAGUGUCUAUUAUGAAAAUGACGCAUUUAAACAUUUAAAUAACAGUCAGGUGGACAAAUUCACUAUAGUCAUAUUCAGGAUUGUAUGUCAACAUAUUUCAAGUUUACCUUGUGUUAGGACUCUUCUUUUAGUUGCAUAGAAGCUGAAAAAAAUCUUUCAUUGUCGAAAUUCAGCAGUACGUAUGUUUAAAGUUGUUCUUAUAGAUAUGGUCUUAUUUUCAUUGUCUUGGCCAUUAAUCCUAAUGCUUAUAACAUUUUGCACAACAGCUUGACUGUUGAGAUUUCGGCCACAAGGACAGCAAAGGUAAAGAGAAAGGCUGAAUGCCGCAAGCCAAAAUGUUUAUGUGAUUGGUUCAGCUUCUAGGGAUGACCUUUCUGCUGCUGGAAUACCUGCUGGAAUAGCUGACAAUCAACAGAUUUUUAUGAUGUGUUACAGGUUAUGUAAGUGAGCAACCCAUCGUGUGUGUGUGUGUGUGUGUGUGUGUGUGUGUGCAGCACACAAUCGGUACAAGUUAACCAAGGCAAUAAAGGGGGUGAGAUUUAUACUGGACAAUUUGGGUGAUGCUUUUUAUUUCUCAUCUUCAAAAAUGUUGCUUGAGGCAUAUGUUCUGUGGCGCCCAGUAGAUGCUGCUGCAGUCUUCAGAUGAACUCAUAACUGAUGGGAAUGAUGGCCAAUACUACACAGAUAAGACCAAGUUUAGUUAGAAAAAAAGACAAAAAAUCCCAAACACAACCUUCCUAUAAGCGUCAUGAAUGUGUAAUGUGUGUCUAGUUUCUAGAUUAUAGCCCUGCUGUAUUUAUUUAUUUAAAAUGUAUCACAAUUCUGUUGUAUUUAUUCAUUUUCUUCAAUAAGUAGCGUGGGUAAUGAUCCUCCACUAUGACUAGCAGUCUAACUGACUCCACACUAUGUAUUAUAAUGGAGUGCCUUAAACUGUGUAACUGAGAAACUGUUGAAAUUGCCAUACAUAAUCUUACAGUAAUACCUGUGUUCAUCAUGCAUAUAUGCUCCAUAUUUUUGAGUUCAGCCUGUUUGAAAAUGUAGAAGUUGUAACCUUUCUCCAUGCUAGCAUUUGUUUGUGAGAGUUAUUUUCCAAAAUGCUGUCUAAUAGAGAAAUUGACUGGAGGUUGAUAUUAUCUUUCAAAAAUUUUGAUUUCAUGCAAUGAACGUCAUGAUCGUUAAUUGAGGAAGUAAACCUUUCAGUUACACCAUGAUUAAAGGAUUAUGAGAAAAACACAGAAAGUGAAAGAGAGAAGGAAGAAGCCAAAGAUAAUUGUUUAAUACAGGGAAUAAAGGGAACUUUUACAAGGCCAAGGGACAUUAGGCCAAAAUGUCCCAUGAUCCAUGUUUUUCUGAUUAUAAAAGAAAACUUGGAAAGUAAAUUAUGUGUUAAUCCAGAUCCAGGAAUAAUAUCUCAAAAUUGCAUUAGACUUGUGUAAUGUCUCAAUUUCUGGAUGAGCAUAUGAUCAAAUUAAGAUUUUAUGAGUUUCAAGGCGAUAAUGAUGAUUAUAGUGAUUAUACAGUAUGUCAGUUUUUAUGAUAUAAUCAGUCCCUUGUCUGUAAGGUCACAGUUACAUAACAAUUGGCCUGAAGUGAUUACCUGCAUCAUCAUGGCUGCAGCAGUGAAGUGAGAGUUUGUUACACCAACAAGACCAUUACACUGUAUUUGUAUUUGUAUGUAUGACAACAUUUCAGUAUAUGAUUUACUGCUAUGUAGAUGCAAUAUAUUCUGGGAUUUUAAA